AGCGCUCCCAGGCUCCCCCGGGGCGCUCGGCAUGAGGAGGAUCAGGGCCAAUGCCAUCGCCAUCCUGACCGUCGCCUGGAUCCUGGGCACUUUUUACUACUUAUGGCAGGACAACAAGCCCCGCUCGGCGGCCGCCGGCAGGUCCGCCGGCAGCGGCGGCAGGAGCAGCAGCGUCCGGAGCGGGCAGAGGGCGGCGGGCAGGCUGGAGCUCCGCCGGGAAGAGAGGACCAUCCCCCUCAUCAUGACGAGGGCUCCCCAAGGAGAGAAGAACAGCCGGAGAGGUUUUGAUGAAAAGGCUUACUUGUCCUCAAAGCUGCUGAAGGCUGGAGAAGACCCCUACCGCCAGCAUGCUUUUAAUCAGCUGGAGAGCGACAAGCUCAGCAGCGAUCGGCCUAUCCGGGACACCAGGCACUACAGGUGCACAUCUGUACACUAUGACACAGACUUGCCAGCUACCAGCCUCAUCAUCACCUUCCACAACGAGGCGCGCUCCACCCUGCUCCGCACAGUGAGGAGCGUCCUGAACCGCACCCCUCCCAGCCUCAUCCAGGAGAUCAUCUUGGUAGAUGACUUCAGCUCAGAUCUUGAGGACUGCCAGCUCCUCACCAAGAUCCCAAAGGUCAAGUGUCUACGAAACACUCGGCGAGAAGGGCUGAUUCGCUCUCGGGUGCGAGGCGCGGAGGUGGCUGCAGCUGACAUCCUCACCUUCUUGGACAGUCACUGUGAAGUCAACAGCGAGUGGCUGCAGCCAAUGCUUCAGAGAGUGAAAGAGGAUUAUACCCGAGUGGUGAGUCCAAUCAUUGAUGUUAUCAGCCUGGAUAAUUUUGCCUACCUGGCAGCUUCAGCAGAUCUGAGGGGAGGAUUUGACUGGAGCCUUCACUUUAAGUGGGAGCAGAUUCCUAUAGAGCAGAAGAUGUCCAGAACAGACCCAACUCAGUCUAUAAGAACACCUGUCAUAGCAGGAGGCAUCUUUGUGAUUGACAAGUCCUGGUUUAACCACCUGGGAAAAUAUGAUACUCAAAUGGACAUCUGGGGAGGAGAAAAUUUUGAGCUCUCUUUCCGAGUGUGGAUGUGCGGUGGCAGCUUGGAGAUCGUUCCCUGCAGUCGAGUAGGACACGUGUUCAGGAAGCGCCAUCCCUAUGACUUUCCUGAGGGCAAUGCACUGACUUACAUCAAGAACACCAAGCGCACAGCAGAGGUGUGGAUGGAUGAAUACAAGCAGUACUACUAUGAGGCCCGGCCAUCUGCCAUUGGCAAGUCGUUUGGAAGUGUUGCAGACCGAGUGGAGCAGCGACGCAAACUGAACUGUAAAUCUUUCCAGUGGUAUCUGGAGAAUGUCUACCCUGAGCUCAAGGUUCCUGAAAAGGAGCUCAUUCCAGGAAUAAUUAGACAAGGAGGAAACUGCCUGGAGUCUCAACCACAGGAUACCACAGGGAAUACAUUGACUGGCAUGGGAAUCUGUAAAGGAACAGUGAACAAUCCACCUGUCACUCAGGAGUGGGUAUUCAGUGACCCUCUAAUUAGGCAGCAGGACAAGUGUCUUUCCAUUACCUCCUUCUCUACUGGCUCUCAAACCACACUGGAAGCCUGCAAUCAAAAAGACGGCAGACAGAAGUGGAAGAUGAAAGGCAGUUUCAUUCAACACUUUGUCAGCGGUCUCUGCCUGGAAAACCAGACUGGGAGAGUGGUGACCAACCCUUGCCAAGCAGAUAUACCUGGCCAGCAGUGGGAGCUGCUACAAGCAACAUGAUGGUAGCACAGAGAUCUGUCUCCUUUUUUCUUUGUGCAUGAGACUUCGGGAACAGAGGGGGAUCGGGAAAGGAGAGGAAUGGUUUUGUAUGUCUGACCCUAAAUGUUUUCAUUGUGCCCAUCUGCAAGCCACCAUUUCAUCUGAGCACUCGGUGUUCUUGAGCUUUUCAGAGGAAAAGCUAGAGGUGAGAGGAUGAGGAGAGUUGCUGAAAUCUUCCCAUCUGUUGUCUUAAGUUCUCCUUUGUAGCUGAUACCUGUGCAUAGCAGCACCCAGUGAGGGAGGAGGACCCAGCCCAGUACUUGGAGUGACUAGAACUGCCUUGCAGCUCCCCCCAUAUGUUCCUUUCUCUGCUUCCAGAGCCUAUGGCCUUCAAUCCAACAGUUUAAAUUAUGCUUAUACAAACAUUGGUAGCUCUUUGGCUUCCCUGGCUUUUCUCUCUAACAUCAUGCAUCAUUUAUGCAUGUGUCUCUCUCAGUGAGGACUGGCCAGAAAAAGAGUCAUCAUGGUGAGUGGUGGGGCUGGGAAGGAACUGGCAGACCCCAGGGAGGCAGGUUUGUAACCUCUUUGUGGUGAGCCCAUUGCUUUCUCUACCCGCAGUAGCUGCCCUACAGCCAGAUGGGCUGAGGCUGGGAAAUGGGGCACAAUGCUGACAAGAGAGCUGGAAAAGGGACAAUCUGUUUUAGCAGCAUAAUCAGGGAUUGUUUGGGGGACUAUUCCCUGUUGAAUUCUUGCUUUUUUAUUUUUGCUUGUUUUUUAUGGGUGGAAGGCCAGCCCUGCCACCAUGAGUGAUCCAAGCCCGCGGGCAGCCCAGCUGGACCUGGUUUCAGGGUACCAGACUGCUGCAGAGCAGGUCAGAGACAGGUGCUGACACUUUGGUGUGCCACAGAGACUGGGACCGUUCUCUGGUUGCUCUUCCUAGUGCUACCAGUCACUGUCCAUCUCACCUCACGCUGAAGGUGAUGCUCUGAGCUGUGUGGGCAGUACACACUGAUGAUGCCACUGCACUUGGCUCAGGCCUGUGGCAGGAGCCCACCCUGUUCCCUGCUGAAAGAGGCAGAAGCCCCUAGGUCAUCACAGGCUUCCUGCUGCUGGCUGCAGGAGCACAGUGGCUCUCUCGCUCUGUGAACACUGCCUGGCAUGACAAGCCACCCGAUCCCUCUUUCUAGUGGGAAAAAAAAAAAAAAAAAAUCUCCAUGCAAUGUUACCUCUUCCUACUAGAUCUGUUAAAUUUUUCUCUUGAAGCUAGGUUUUGUAAACCAACACUCCUCUCCAAGAGCCUGACAGGGGAAUCAGAUGGUGGGGCCACCUUCAGUAGGCAAUGGCUUGCCUGGAUCCUUUCUGGUGUAAAAGAAGCGGGAUGUUCAUUUGGAUUCUGAACAGCUGGCUGCUUUUGGUGAUGUUUUUUUCCCUUUUUAAUUCUUUCUCCUACCUUGGUAUUAGCCCAAACAACUGACAAAAGAACAGAUGCUGUUCUUCAUACAUUGCAUGUGCUCAAAAGUGCUUUUGUGAGAACUCGACAAUUUGUUUUCUGUUAUUCAUUCUUUUAUUUAAAAAAAUAAACUGGCCAGGUGGCAGGAGCUCUUGUUCUGUUUCACUCUUCACUUUGACUUCAGCCCACCUAUGCUGAUUAACCAGAUGAGUGACCUGCCUGCACUGGGAGAACUCAGGAGGCAGUUCCCUUUGGUCCUAAGCUGACAGCAUGGCACAGCUGCCCUUCUGUGUGGGAAUGGGAGCACUGACUCCACAGAGAUUUCCUUUUCCUCUUCUCCUAUGGAGAGAUGCUUUGGGCCUGAACCACUGAGGCCAGGAAAAAGCAGAGAAGGAAAGAAAAUAGCCAAGGAACAGAAAGAGGGCAGGGGAGACAGACCUGUCACAGGGGUAAGAUGCCAUUCUACUAGCAAUUGCUUUUUUAAACAAGAAUAUGUAGGAGAUGCUACUUCUGAAACAGUAUCAUUAGGCAGUAGGAGACAGGAACAGUCAAGUUCUCAUGUAUCUGGCUAGAAAAAAGUUGAUGCAAAGACAGAUAAUAGGCCAUUGAGCAGGUACUGUACAUAAACUCUGUAUACAAUGAAGUGCUAAUGGAUUAUGUAUUUUCAUUAAAAUGCAUCCUAUGUGACCAUCUGAGCUUCCUCCAUGUCACUCUCCAGCAGCUUAAGGGUUGCAGCUAACAGCAUGUUCACUCCUCCACCAGGUGCUGCUUCCUUCCUUCUUGCUCCCACUGUGUGUGUGCAGCUUUCUUGCAGUUCCUUCUUCAUAAUCACACUGGGACUAGGACCCAGCUCCUCUACAAACAAUUCUCCCGACUGCUGCAGACCACGGGAGCCCUGCUCAUACACAGUCUCCAAGCUUUGGGCCAGCCCUGGCUCAAAGGGCUCUUCUUAGCACACUGGCUACUCCCCUGGACUUUGUGCUUGGCUCCAGUGUUGGAGGUUACUAAUUGCUCCCAGAUGAGAUGAGCCUGGAUGAUGCCUGGAUGAGCUGUGUUGAUUUGUGCCUCUUCUCCUAUGGCUCACCACCUGGCAGAGUGUGAACUGGCAUCUCUCUGGGGCUGUGAGCUGGGGCAGCUGAAGGUUGGACACACUCCUUCUUCAGGUGCCCCAGCCUAGGGGAGAAAAGGGAAAAGGUGGGCAUAUGCUAGAUGUCAAUACCUUUAAUUGUCCCUGGAGACUGGGGCUACCAGAGUCCUACCUCUACUUGGACAUGUUCUCCUGAGGUCACCUCCCCACUGCUUGCUCCACUUUCAGCUAAAGCCCUGCUCUCAGGGCCUUCCUGUAGGCCCAAUGGAGACCUCCCAUGCACACAAUCUUCUGGAAGCCUUUGGUUUCCAAUGGAUUUCAGCAAUUGCUGAAAAGGAAGGAGGUGCAUUACAAAAGACUGCUUUCAAAUGUGGGCAAAUUAAACCUCUCAGAAUAAACAAAACUUUGUCCAAACUCAUUAUUAGCAUAUUUUUCAUUUCCAUUGCACUGGAUGGAAAGAGGAACGAUGUUAUCUGUGCUUUUUUCCUCAAGGUCCAAGCUGUGCCAUGUUUUGGAACAGGACUCUGGUGGGGAUUUUGAAAUCAAACUGACUGAGCCCACAAAUUUGGCCCAGUGAUUUGUUUCUUUACCAGUGAGAGCAAGCAGCUGCUCAUACUUGUUUUCCUGUUUAUUUUAAACAGCCCCCUAGAUUGUCAAGACAGAGUAUUUGCAUUGGUGAUACCUUUUAAGAAAGCUGUUACUGUAUCAGAUAAUCCAGUGUAAUUUUGUGUGCUGUGAACCAAUGGGGGUUUAUUUAAGAGGAGCUGAAACUACUGUUGCACAGAAAUCAAUUUCAAAGUGUUUAUUUUUCCCACUCUUAAGUUGCACUUUGCCAGAUGUAAUUUAUGUGGAGCUGAGAAUUGUUUUCCCUUUUCUUGAAGAAAGCAUGUGCCAGAAUCUGUUUAAUGCCUGGAAUAAAAUCUACUUUGAAACAAG
This is a messenger RNA of Apus apus (common swift), 5202 nucleotides long. RefSeq names its product polypeptide N-acetylgalactosaminyltransferase 16 (gene GALNT16). The coding region runs from base 32 to 1750 and encodes 572 amino acids. Lineage: Eukaryota; Metazoa; Chordata; Aves; Apodiformes; Apodidae. Gene Ontology annotation, cellular component: Golgi apparatus. The record is from RefSeq and is a predicted model, not a curated record. The transcript has 15 exons.